CGCACCGUCUGCUCCUUCAUCAAACGCUCGGCAUCUGGAAGUGAUAGAUUAGAUAGAAAAAACCAAACAAAAUGGCCGAAAAAAUCACGAACAAACGGCGCUGCGACUCACGAGCAGCUACGUAGUGCUAGAUAACGCUUCAAAGUUGAACGAACGUCUACGUCAGCUCUUCCGUCGUAUUUUGGCGCGAACCUUUGUUUUGCUGUCUGAUCGUUUUGGGUGGGAAAACAUAGACCUGCACCUGGGAUACAUAUUGGUUAGAUCAAGAGAGAAAAGAAACAUGGAAGGAAGGCAGCACAGAUUCACAAUGGAAAGAAAACAAAACUCAAGACGACUAGAUCGCAAUUCAGAGAGCAGAUACAGGAAGGGCUGUGCAGAUUAUCACUCAAGGUCCAGGGAGGAUGGAAGCCCAUUAAGAAGUCCGCUUCAACAAAAGAACCGCAACAGAGAGGAGGAGAGAACCACAGAGUCACGAAACAGGAGCAGAAGACAGUUUUGGAAAAAGUUGCAGGAUUCAGAACAAGCGGAAAGUGACGAGGAUUUUCCCCCACUUCGUAAAAGUUUAUGUUACACACCUGAAGCUGAAUUAGGGGACUCUACAAGGGUAAGAGAUUGGGCUGAAGAAAUGGAAAGGGAGGAUGCGAGAAUUGCAUGCAGGGGUAGAAGAAAACUAAACCUGUCUAGGGAGGAAUCGAAGCAAGAAAGCAGGUUUCAGAAGGAGAAUGACCGAUCUGUGCUGGAUAGACGUCAGAAGGCCAUCGAUUACGGAAAAAACACCCUGGCAUAUGACAGAUAUUCCAAACAAGUCCCCAAGACUCAGCGACUGAAGACACAUCCCAGAACUCCAAACAAAUACAGGAAGUGUAGUCGCCGCUCGUGGGACAGUCAGGUCCGUCUAUGGCGUAUAGCUCUUCACCAGUGGGACCCACCAAAUGCUGACGGAAGCACCUCAUCCCAAAGGAACCCCUCCCUACUGGAGUCUUCUGACGAGAGUGACAGCGAAAAUGUUCAUCUAAGUUCACUCUCUCUGUCUCAACCCUCUGAGCACUACUCGGAUGCUGACUCGGAGAUGUCCUCUACCUCAACUGAUGUGUUACAAAAAUCACAGAAAUACACCGGUCUGAUGGACAAAGAAAACGUUGAUUAGGACAAGGAGUGACAAAGCUGUAGAUGUGAGGCUGGACAAGAGAUUCAGUGAUGUGUUUGAUCAUUGCAAAUAUUAAGAAUAGUAUCAGAUGGAAUACUUCUACGACCUGAUGUUUUACAUAUUUAUAAUUUGUCUUUUUAAUUUAAUAUUUGAUUAAGGCCACUUGCUACAAAUUUUUUAAUUUUUUUUUUAAUUCAUGUUUGUGCAUGUUAAGUGAAUAAAUUUCACUGCAUGGAAUUUAAUUAUUUACCACAAUUUCUUAAUUAUAUGGAAGGGGAGGGCAUAUAUCACAAAAUUUGAACAUCACAGAAAUUACACAAGUUUGUAAUACUUUUGAAUGUUAACACUAGUUAGUAAUUACAACCAGAUUAAGCCGAAAUUAUAUUUUAACUCGCUCAUCCAAAAUUUGAAGCAAGUGUCCUUAAUGGCAAUUUGUCAUUAUUUAAAGAAUCUUGUAAAUUUACACUGAUCUCUUCAAAUUACAUUAAUGCAAUAUGUAUGGUUUCAUUUUCACUUUUCAAUGACAAUGUUGUAAUGUUCUUAAUGUGAAGUUCAGUGUGAACCAGUUUAGGUAAUAGGAAAAUUCACAUAGACAGUCAGCUGUGUAAUUCACGUAGACAGUCAGCAGUGUAAUUCACGUAGACAGUCAACAGUGUAAUUCACGUAGACAGUCAGCUGUGUAAUUCACGUAGACAGUCAGCUGUGUAAUUCACGUAGACAGUCAGCAGUGUGCUAUUGAAAAGUGAAUGUGAUAAUGAGUGCUACCUGUGUAUUGACUGUACACAGACUGAACCACAGUACCACACAAGUCAUGUGGUAAGUCAUGUGACCAGCAUGUGAUAGAUCCCAUUCAUAGAAGGUUUUAUCUUUUAUGAACAUUCAAGAUGUUUGUGAUAUAUAUCUGAAGUGCAGACUCGUAUUUCCUGAAGUUUGUAUUAUACAUGUAUGAAGAAUUAUUAACAGUAUGAUUAUUGAUAUGAAGGAAGAGCUAUGAUUGUCGGUGCUAUAAUUCUGUAGCCCAGAUCUUGUAUUAACCCACUGUAUUUCUUGAUCUAUAAUACACAUGAUCCUCCUGUGGCUAAUCUAUUUGUAUUUUUUUCAUUAACCCCAAAUGAGUUGACCCACAUCAUUUUGCUAUAGGCAGCCUUCAGUCUUGUCAUUUUAAUUUCUGUUUUGAUGAAAUGUAGUUUUACAUGGAUCACAAGUUUCCAGUGAUUUUUGAGUUUUUAAUUUAGAUUUGUACUGGGGUGUAAUUUGCCUCAUCUGUGGAUAACUUCAUUUAACAUACCAUAUUUUUAAUUUUUAAGAUUCAAAUUUGUAAGUUAAAGAAACAAAAGUACUGUUUGUGUGUUGUGUUGGGUAAGUCUUAAAUGUGUACCUUCUGUAAUUUUGCUGUCAUAGGACUUCGAUUUGAAAAAUUAAAACUUUUAAAUCAAUA
Ostrea edulis (European flat oyster) is the source of this 2585-nucleotide messenger RNA. Its product is annotated as histone RNA hairpin-binding protein-like. Gene Ontology annotation, cellular component: histone pre-mRNA 3'end processing complex; cytoplasm. The transcript has 9 exons. Gene Ontology annotation, biological process: mRNA transport; mRNA 3'-end processing by stem-loop binding and cleavage. Bases 281 to 1147 code for a protein of 288 amino acids. The record is from RefSeq and is a predicted model, not a curated record. Gene Ontology annotation, molecular function: histone pre-mRNA stem-loop binding; mRNA binding. NCBI's taxonomy places the organism in Eukaryota, Metazoa, Mollusca, Bivalvia, Ostreida, Ostreidae.